This is a messenger RNA of Aphanomyces invadans, 2060 nucleotides long. RefSeq lists its product as hypothetical. The transcript is spliced from 2 exons. The record is from RefSeq and is a predicted model, not a curated record. Gene Ontology annotation, cellular component: riboflavin synthase complex. Gene Ontology annotation, molecular function: calcium ion binding. Gene Ontology annotation, biological process: riboflavin biosynthetic process. NCBI's taxonomy places the organism in Eukaryota, Oomycota, Saprolegniomycetes, Saprolegniales, Verrucalvaceae. Bases 46 to 1773 code for a protein of 575 amino acids.
AAAAAACCUUUACGAAAUUAUAUAUUGGGACAAUACGUAUACAGUAUGCAUUUUCAAAGGCGGAGGCGCCACCCCAAGUCACUUUCCAAGAAGAUACGACGCGGAACCACGAUGAGCACGUUGACAAGCGCCGACAUGGGAGAGCUGAAGCGGCCGUCGACCCGCCUGCAUGCGCCCCCUGGCGGUGGCACGAGCUGGAGUUUUGGCGACGACUCGUCAACAGCGGAUGCACCUAAAGCCAAGGCCAAAGGCCGAGGCGGCAACAGCGGAUCGAACGUCACGAGUGACGCAUCUCCGUUUUCGCACUUCCCGCCCCCAGCCCCGACGUCUGCCUCAUCCGCCACGUCAAAUGGCGCUUCUGUCCCUGCGGCUCCGGCCGGCACCGUGGCAAAAUCGUCGUCAAACCGCCGUGCCCAUUCCACGGCCCGCAUCGCCGUGCUCAAGACCAAGACCGAUGAGCAUGUCGUGGAUGAUUUUGCAGUCAACUUCACGCAUGCGUUGGCACCCAGCGUUUCGUACGAAAUGGUCACGGUUCCAUCCCUUGAAGAUCUGCCGUAUGCGGCCAACAAGUUGGCGGUCCAUGGCGGGUUUGACGGCGUCGUCGUGUUUGGGCUUCUCAACACGUCGGACGCGUUGUUUUCCGUCUAUUCCACCAGCAUCCUGUCCGCGCUCAUUCAAAUCAGCAUUGCCGCCGUCAAACCAAUUGUCCGCGCCAUCUUUGUCGGCGAACCGCGCGUAGCGUCGGUAAAGGCAAAGGGCGGGUACGGCGCCGAAUUCGCCGCGACGAUUGAAGACCUCGUCCAACUCGGCGGGUUCAUCCAUCGUCCAACGUCCACUGCGUCGGUGUCUUCCUCGUUGGCCGCUCCGCGCGCGUCCGCCCACCACGCAACUGCCGCAGAUGUCCAUGCCGACAACAACGUUUUCCCCGAUGCUAUCAAGUCUGCGCCACGAUCGGUGCAAGACACACUGGCAGCACUACGAGCGUCGUUGUACGAACAUGGAGCUCGCGGCAUCGUCGGUCUCGGGCGCAAGUUCCGCAUCAUGGACGACGACAACAGUCGCACGCUCGACCUGGGCGAAUUCACAAAGGCCAUUCGGGAGCAUGCGUUGAACCUGUCCAAGGCCGAAGUCGCGGACCUGUUUGCAUUCUUUGACGACGACCGCAGCGGCCAGAUCAGCUACGAUGAAUUCCUUGUGGGCAUCCGCGGUGAAUUAAACGACCGGCGCCAGCAGCUCGUCCUCCUCGCGUUCGCGGUCGUGGAUGCGGACGGCAACGGGAUCCUCGAGCUCGACGACAUCAUUGCCAAGUACAAUGCGGACAAACACCCGGACGUGAUCAGCGGCAAGCGCACCAAGCACGACGUGUUUCGCGAGUUUCUCGACACAUUUGACGGCGGCGAGAAGGACGGAAAGGUCCACCCGUCCGAGUUUCUCCGGUACUAUGCAAACUUGAGCGCGAGCAUCGACAACGAUGACUACUUUGAGCUCAUGAUUCGCAACGCGUGGCACAUUUCGGGCGGCGAAGGCUGGUCCGCCAACUCGACGUGCCGCCGCGUUCUCGUCACGCUUGACGAUGGCACGCAGCGUGUGGAAGAAGUCAAGAACGACAUUGGCAUCCACACCAAGGAAGCGAUCGCUGCUGCGCUCAAGGCGCAGGGCACGGAUGCGGCGACCAUCGCGACGUCGGGCUACGUCGAGAACGUGACCAAGGCGCCGAAACCUGGCAAAAAACUGCAGCAUGGCGCAGGCGACAGCUCGAUUGUGUUUGGAUAGAACCGAUAACCAACCAUCCCGCGAUGGGGCAUUUGAACGCCUGCGGGUUGGAAUAACGUUGGUGGAUGAUGAAAAGCAUGGAGGACUCGUCAACUCGUAGAGCAACGGCGCACGGUGGCGCGAUUGGCACCAUGUCUGCGUGUCAAUGGGGCAUCUCUCGACGGGAUGCCGACGGCACAGAGAAAGCAGUCGGUAGGGUCAGCGAAUGAUCACGGCACGCGGGACGGAAUAUGCCACAGCGUCAUGGCGCCGACUCCGACGCAAGCGUCAUGCCGGGCCGAGACAAC